AGGAACUGACCAAUCAGCAGGCAGGAUGAUGCCCAAGCAGCUGGCUCAGACAUCUCCUGGGAGCGUGUUGUCGCUGAGAGCGACCAGCAUCCCGGGAUCCCCCGCCGCUGCCAUCGUGGCUCGAGUGGAGGACGGGGUUAUCGGCUACAAGGACUUGGCAGCGUUACCGAGAGACAAAGCCAUCCUGGACAUAGAGAGACCAGACCUGAUGAUCUACCAGCCGCACUACAGCUACAGCCCUCUGGAGAGGUCCUUGUCUCCUCGCUCCAUCUCUCCUCCGCCCUCCCCAGAGAAGGAGUCCAGGGAGUGGCUGGAGAAAUGUUCUCCUGGAGGUUCCUCCCCUUGUUCCACCAUCCAGACCAGCAGAACACACAGCUCGCACACGCCGUCCACACCGCACACACCUAACACGCCAAACACGCCGCAAACACAGUGCAGCGGUCUCAAGAGUGGAGCCAUGCACCACUUCCACAGGCCUGAAAACGGCACCAACAUCUACAAGAAGCCUCCGAUCUACAAACAAGAUGUGUCGUCCUCUCAGGUCCCUCAGGGGAAACACAUCGAGGAUCUGAUCAUCGAGUCGUCAAAGUUUCCAGCAGCUCAUCCUCCGGACCCGAACCUGCCCUCCAAGAUAGAGACAGAGUAUUGGCCCUGCCCCCCAUCGCUGGCUGUGAUUGAGAAGGAGUGGAGGAAGAAGGAGCAGCGGGAUGGAGAUGAGGAGGAGGAUGGAGAGCUGGACGAUGAGCUGUGGGGACUCAGAGCUCUUCAGAAACAGGAACUCAACAAGAUUCAGUCAAAUCUGGGAAAAAUCAUCCUGAAGGAGGAGUUGGACAAGUCUGCAGCUCCUCUGAGGAGGAAAACUCGCUCACUGCCGGAUCGCAGCCACAACACAGGCUCCAACGCCUCCAAGUCUGUUUACUUCCCUGCGUCCUCUAAGAGCGGCCUGUCCAGGGUGAGAACAGCUCCACAGAGUCGUCCAAUCACAGCACAGAAUAACCAUGAAGGUGAUCAACAUGUUUGUGUUUGUUUUUUACAGCUUCAGUCAGCAGAGUUCAGCUCGGCUGAGAAAACUCCUGCAGAUCUUCAGAACGGAGACUCCAGGAUGGACCGAGGAAACUCUCUCCCCAGCAUGUUGGAGCAAAAAAUCUACCCCUACGAGACGCUGGUGGUGACUCACAGAGGGCGGCGCAAACUUCCUCCCGGUGUGGACAGAACCAGGCUGGAGAGGCACCUCUCUCAGGAGGAGUUCUUCAGUGUUUUCGGGAUGUCCAUCGAGGAGUUCGACCAGCUGUCUCUCUGGAAGAGGAACGACAUGAAGAAGAAAGUCUGUCUCUUCUGACUGACCGCACUGGGACUGCAUCUCCCACAAUCCCCCGCUCCUUCUGGAUCUCUGCAGGAUCCUGAAAACCACACAGACUCUGAACAUGAAACAUCAGCACAUCAGCACCGCCGCCAUCAUCGUCACAGUGAGACGCUCGGGAUGCGUCUCGGGCUUCAGGUUUGAUGUGAUUCACAGUGAAGCGUUUGAGGAGAAAAACACAGAGUGAGUUUAGAUUUCUGCUGCACACAAACUCCGCCUGUUUCAACGCAGAGCUGCAGAGCUGCAGAGCUUCUGUUCAAUAAGCUUAAGUUUGUAGAUGUCCGUGGAAACGUAUUUAUAAAAUAAAGUAGUGAGUGAGCACAACAGAUAGAGGCACCAUGAGGGAGCACAGAACAACCGCAGGAUUUCAUUAAUCAUCUUGAGUUUUGGAGGUUUGUGCAACUUGUAUUUAAACUCUGAGCACAUCAACUCAACAUGCUUAUGUAGAGUUCUCCUUUUAAAGCUCAGACACUAAAAAAAAAUAUGGACUAAAUUCAUUUAAAGGACAUUCCAGUCUCUAUACUUCUGGCCCUGUUUUUGCAUAUCUCGGGGUCAUAAUUGCUUCAGUAGUUUUCUUCAGACGACGGCCCUGAAACAGGCUGUUAUGUCUCCAACGGAAGACUUCCAAACAAUCACAGGCUUUGAUUGUUAUUCU
This is a messenger RNA of Labrus bergylta (ballan wrasse), 2015 nucleotides long. NCBI's taxonomy places the organism in Eukaryota, Metazoa, Chordata, Actinopteri, Labriformes, Labridae. The record is from RefSeq and is a predicted model, not a curated record.